AUGUCCAAGGCCGAGUUUUACUAUGAUGUCAAGGGCGAGGGGGAGCAUAUUCUCGCUCUUCCCGACACAAGACAAAUGGCGUAUGCGCAGAAUAGGCCACCCGAUACUAGAAUAGUCGCCUUAUUCUUCACUGGUGUUCCGAGCGUCGGUAGCGCGGUGCAAGUACCAACGCCAUGCCAGAAGCUCAGUGUGCACUGGGUUGCACCAACUCUGCCGAAUACAGGGGGGAGCAGUCCCGGUAAGAAGUCGAACUCAUACCAUGCUUUCCAGCUGAGUGAGGGCGUGAAUGCACUCCUCUCACUCCUUUACCACACGUGGGAUUUUGACCACCUUUACAUGGCUGAUAUCUGUUUCGGUACAGUGCCCGCUCAAUUGCUCUAUGGAGCCUCCUACGAAAUGUUCCCGCGUCACGUAAGCCGGCGCCAUGCGGACGAGGUGUCCCGUGGUUCCCAUACGACUCCGAGGAUGUGUUCCUCGCCGAGUCUUCCACCGUCGGCAGACUGUUCGCCAGAAGCAAGUGCAGUAGAUGGCGUCAGUGGCUCCGGGGAUCGCCUGUCACGGGCCUUGUCUUACACCAGGUCGGCUCGCACAGAGAUGUUCAAACGCAAUGCAGCCUCGCGGACGUUAAGAGCGCGAGAGAGCGGGCAUUUGACUUCUGAUUCGUAUCAGCCUACUCACUAUGAGAAUACUAGCGCCGGUGUCAACUCGGGCAAUCUGCACACGGAAGGAUCAGCUCUGACCCCAGAGUCGAGCUACCAGCUUCUUUGUGAGACUCAGCCAAAGCAGAAGCCGGUGGACCCAUUGACAUCUGCACCUUAUCUGACAAUGGUAGAAGUCGCCAUUCAAGCUCAGGACCAGAGGCACUCUCAGCCGGGUGUGGCACAUGUGCCGGGAGAUCAUCGCGACACGAUGGAGCUUGAUCUAUCCAUUUCUCGGCAAACGAAAGAAAAUCAAGGGCAUGGCUCACAGCUCGAGGCCCCUCAAAGGCCCAUCUUAUCGAGCAGCACAGCCAAAUCGAGCGCUUCCAAUACCACCGACAUGUUUAAACAGCCCGACACAAACCCCAUUACAGAAGAUCAGUUGGUCAAUGAGGUGCGCAUGAUUUACGCAGGUCUCGUGAUGGUCGAAAGGAAAUGCUGCGAAGUUGACAAGCAGCAAAUGGAGUCGAAUGCCACAUUGACCCGCCCUCAAUGGCAAGCGUUGAUCUCUUUGCAUCGGACCUUGCUCUCUGAACAUCACGACUUUUUUCUCGCCUCUCAACACCCCUCCGCAAGUCCAGUACUGAAACAACUCCCCGCGAAAUAUACAAUGCCCGGCCGCAUGUGGCGCCAUGGCAUCCAAUCCUUCCUGGAACUGUUUCGGCGGCGACUGCCUGAAUCGAGGGAAUUUUUGCUGAAUUUUCUGUACAUGGCAUACUCCAUGAUGACAUUGUUGCUGGAGAGCGUACCCGCCUUUCGUCAUUUCUGGAUCGAAUGCCUGGGCGAGCUGGCGCGGUAUCGAAUUGCCGUGGAGCCGUCCGACGCGAGAGAGCGGGAGCUUUGGGCUGGAGUCUCGCGGCAUUGGUACGCGGAAGGUGCAACCCACAGUCCUGGCGUGGGGCGCUAUCAAUAUCAACUUGCAGUCUUGGCCCGUCCCGACAUGCUUCUCCAGCUUUAUCAUUACACGAAAGCACUCGUCUCCGCUCAACCAUUUCCCAGGGCGAGCGAAGGUCUCAAAAGUCUUCUCUACCCAUUCGAUCAACCGAUCGCCCCACAGCCGCCCUCCUUGCUGGGCUUAUUUCUAUCUGUUCAUAACACUUUAUUCAAGCAACGAUCAUCCGAGCGACUGUCAGACUAUCUAUGGAAAACAACAUACCGAAAUCUCGUUCUGCCGAUGAUCAAAUUUCUGCAAUCUUUGCAGGAACAUGCGCAAGGCAAGAAUUGGCAGGGCCAGAUGGGGGCGCAAAUCAUGUCUUGCAAUUUUGCGGCUGUCCUUCAAUACGGCGAAGCGGGAACUCCGAUUAUGAAAGAGUUCAAUCAAGCCAAAGAUCUUGGGGCAGUCGAGGAAGCUCGACACUACGCGACGAAUCUUUGGCAAGACAUCACGAGCCGUGGCGAAAUCUCCUGGUUCAGUGUCGAGGACGUCGUGGCAGGGGUGCCUGAUCGCUUUUCAGCGGCAGACAAGCAGGCCAGCGCACUUGCUUUCCACUCGUUAUCCGUUUUGCUGGACCAAGAACUCGAAAGCUCCAUGUGGCCCAGUGUUCAUGUGUCCUUGGCUUUCAUCUGGAAUCUCGCUCUGCGUCCGUUGGGCAUGCAACGGGUCGAGUCGGUCAUUCCAUGGUCCAAGCUUGUGAGAUUCCUCAACGGUCUCACUCGUCUCAAGACGGAUUUCAACAAGAUUGAAAGCUCAAGGUUCCCUCUGGAGGAGGGCGACAUGCGCUAUUUGCAGGAAGACUUUGUCAUUGGUGGGCAGUCUUGGGCCCACUUUUAUUACCCUGAUGGAUUCUUCGACGAGGCUCCCUCGGAGGACGAAAUAUCAAACUCGCCUUCCUUUCUCCAUAUGUCUUCCCGCCAGCACAGAUGUCUCUGGCUCGGGGUGCAAAUUGCACAGCUUGGUCUUUGGAUCGAAUACAAACAUCCCAGAUUUGAGCUCACAAAGCGCGCGUGUGACCUGGAUGCGUCGGCAGUUCUCGACAUGCCAAUGAAUGACGGAAUUGGAUGCCCCCACCUCAGCAACAUGGGCCUGUGCGACUGA
Messenger RNA from Penicillium oxalicum, 2733 nucleotides. RefSeq lists its product as uncharacterized. Gene Ontology annotation, biological process: nuclear-transcribed mRNA catabolic process, nonsense-mediated decay. Gene Ontology annotation, molecular function: telomeric repeat DNA binding; protein binding; telomerase RNA binding. The coding region runs from base 1 to 2733 and encodes 910 amino acids. The record is from RefSeq and is a predicted model, not a curated record. Gene Ontology annotation, cellular component: telomerase holoenzyme complex. The transcript has 3 exons. Lineage: Eukaryota; Fungi; Ascomycota; Eurotiomycetes; Eurotiales; Aspergillaceae.